This is a messenger RNA of Caenorhabditis remanei, 249 nucleotides long. RefSeq lists its product as uncharacterized. The transcript has 3 exons. The record is from RefSeq and is a predicted model, not a curated record. NCBI's taxonomy places the organism in Eukaryota, Metazoa, Nematoda, Chromadorea, Rhabditida, Rhabditidae. Bases 1 to 249 code for a protein of 82 amino acids.
AUGGUCAGUAGCCCAGCUAUUCAUGUAACUGCGACAUUGGAAGAUGAUGUGCUCUCUGUUACCACGAGUUGGACAAUAUUGAGAGACAAUAAUUGUGACGUAUACCGGAAACAAGAAACAACAAGAAGUGCUCGAGGAAUUGCCGUGGAUAUUACAAUUAGCUGUACUCAUAGAAGAGUAUGUGGAUCAGUCCGUGGUCCAGGACCAGCAGUCCCUAUCAGUUGUGACGUGUUCAAUAAAAAUAUGUGA